Messenger RNA from Danio rerio (zebrafish), 1610 nucleotides. NCBI's taxonomy places the organism in Eukaryota, Metazoa, Chordata, Actinopteri, Cypriniformes, Danionidae. The record is from RefSeq and is a predicted model, not a curated record.
UGGUCAGACACCGUCACGUGACACGGUGUUUGCGUUUCCUGCAGGGAUGAGUGUAAACACGGCACAUUGCACGCCUAUCAGAUUGAAUGUAGUGAUAUAAACAGCGUGUUUUGACGAUGGUGAAGUGCACGGUCCAGGGUUGCAUAAACUUUAGCGAUCUCAGACCGGAAGAGCAGCCGAAUCGACCGCGCAAGAGAUUCUUCAGGUUCCCAAAAGACAAGGCCCGAGUGAAAGUGUGGCUGGCGGCUUUACGGGACACUGAGCGCGAAAUCACAGAUCUUCAUCGGAUAUGCGAAGACCAUUUCCUCAGCCAUCACAUCACAGCCGACGGCAUCAGCCCGGACGCGAUCCCGAUCAUGCCCCCGCUGGAUGGUCCGGUCGGCAACUGGAGCUCGUUUGAGGAGGAGCAGGACGAGCACACGGGGACACUCGAGGAGAGUGGAGCUGCUGCAGAUGAUGAUCUUGAGGAUGAAGACUUUGAGGAUGACGAAGAAUAUGAGGAUGAAGGCUACAUUCCUGCAGAUAACAAUUCAAAUAGCACAAUUAGUAAACCCCAAGAACAGAGCGUCACUCAAAGUUUCAGACCUAUCUUUAGCAGUCCCACCAUUCUCCCACCUGUGAAUGUAGCUGAUGACGUAUUCAACAGUAAAGCCCCGCAUCGAUCUGAAGUUGCUCUUGGACAACUGACUAAACGCUUCAUGCAGCUCCUUAACGCAGCGCCGGAAGGAGUUCUCGAUCUCAAUGAGGUGUCGCGAAAACUAGGCGCACGAAAGAGGCGGGUGUAUGACAUCACCAGCGUGCUUGCAGGGAUCCAUCUACUCAAGAAGACUUCGAAAAACAAGAUCCAGUGGAUGAGUUCAACACCUCUCAGCUCUUUUGGGAGCCAGUGGAGCCCCAAGGCAAAAGCUGAGCUCCUUCAUCUGAAGUCAACAGAGGAAGCCCUCGACUGGCUCAUCAAGGACUGCGCCCAACAGCUCUUUGCCCUGACCGACCUCAAAGACAAUGCUGACUCAGCUUAUGUGACAUAUGAGGACAUCUGUCAGAUCGAUGUUUUUAAGGACCAGACCAUAAUAGCCAUUAGGGCCCCUGAGGAGACCAAACUAGAGGUGCCAACUCCCACUGAAGAAUCAAUCAAGAUCCACUUGAAGGGCUCCCGUGGCCCCAUCCAUACACUUACCUGUGAGACUGAGGGCCCGGGUGAUGCUGAGGACUCAUCUAACACAGAAUCAAAGCUCACCAAAUCAGACUGCUUCGUAUCACUAGAAGAGAGCCGCAUACAAACACAACCACUUGUACCAGAUGUUUCAAAUACUGUAGCAGCUGUACAGAGCGCUUGAGGACCACAAAGAUGAGCCUUGCUUCUUUAAGACAAACUACCCCAUUAUGACUGAUUUUGUAGGCCUCUUUGGAGAGACCACUGUCCAUAUCCAUUCUCAAAAAGACAUCUAUUGUGAAAAAUUUUGGUUUGUAAAUAUAAUAUUAGUAUUUUUUCUAUUAGCUUUAUGACAAAACUUGAAAAAACAUUUCUUUUGUUUUUGAAAAAUGAUAAAUUGUUUCAUGAAGCAUCUGAUAAUGUUGUAAAAUAAUAAAAUCUAUUAUGGUCAAAGAUA